UACAAGUGUGAAUUUAAAUCUACUCGAUAAGUGCUGCCCCCUACGUGCGCUUAAGGAACUACAAUGCGCGCGUUUUCCUGCACUUCGUAAAGUUGAAAGAGUACGUCGUUUGUUGUGUGUUUUAUUUUGUUUUCUUUUUUAUUGUUUAUGUUUUUGUUCAUCCAGUGCUAGUGUUUUAUAUUAAACGUUAUUCUACAGUAUUUCUUUUUUUUGAAGAAAAUGGGCGACAUCUCCGUUUCUAAGGGUGUUUUCGCUCAUAAAGGUAGUUAUAAAAUUGGUCAAAAAAAAUCUACUCGCAGUAACUAUGAUUAUUCUAAUGAACUCUGGUAUACUGCGUAUAAAGAAACAUGGGAUAUCAUUCACACGAAGGCAGAGUCUAUAAGAUCUAAUAUGAUCAGUCAAUUGAUAUCCGACUUACAGUCUUUCGUAUCAAGCGUAAGAUCAAAUAGUAUUGAUAUAUUUGAAAGAGAAAUACCUACAGCUAUGCUACUAACCGGUGUUAACAUUCCGGAUCAUGCUAACAUCUUUCAAAAGAUAGUUCUUACAUUACGGUCUCUAACUUUGUACGUUGCAAUAGUAUGGAGUAAAGAUUCUAACAAUAAAAAAAAUAUAGUUUCAGACACAGUAUUUCAAUUAAUAAAUAAACAAGGAGAGGAUGACGCAUUGGGAAUAAAGAAAACUCAAUGCAACAUGCGCGCUUUAAAAUUAUGGUAUUUAACGCAUUGCAAUCCGUCUGAUCCUUUGAUCAUUAUUAUCUCUGAUUUUGAAAGUUUCUCACCUAGCGUACUUCAUGAUUUUAUAUUAAUACUAAGUACUUAUUCGGAUACAAUAAAAUUUGUAUUAGUUUUUGGUAUUGCAACUACGUUGCAUGUUGUACAUAGAUCUUUGCCGUAUGAUGCUACUUCUAAGUUAAAAGUGAAGGUAUUACAUAUGCAAACACAAAUUAAAAGUUUAGCUGAUAUAUUGGAAGGAACGAUUUUUUCUUCGGAUAUUUUGUUUAGAUUGACCGGAAGAGCGUUUCAAUUAUUAACAGAUAUUUUUUUGUUCAACGAUUUCUCGGUCGAUCGUUUUUUACAACAUUAUAAGUUAUGUACGAUACAUCAUUUUUAUGGAAACAACAUAAACUCUUUGUGUUGUCAACGAAAAGAUAUAAAAUCGAGAAUAUCUACUCUAACAGAGGAGGAUAUUAAAGAUCUGAAGAAGUUACCAUCCAUUGAGAAAUAUUUAAAAACUUAUCAACAAUUAGAUCAAAAUAAAGAACUUGAUGAUACAAAAUUUCGGAAUUUAAUAGAAAUUUUACUGAUACAAUUUCACGAAUACAUGAUUCGAUUUUUAACGGUAUUAAAAUGCCUACACUCUUUGGUAUCAACCUUACCAAAGGCACUAUUAGGAAAGCAGCUACGCGAAGUUUAUACAAAAACGGUUUAUUCGAGUAAUGUUACGGAGUCUCAGGAGUACAAAGAAUGCCUUCAGCUAUUAAACUUUUUAUCGAAAGAAGAGUUGUUAAUAAAAUUAGAGUCUAUCAAGACGAUACUCGAAGAUACGGAGGUGGAACCUCUCUUGAAGGAAUUUCAUGAAAACUUGACGACCCGUAUGAAUGAAAUUAAAAAUGCCAGUUUGGAUAUGAUUAGUAAUGAUAAUUCGGUAAUCAUUUCUGUCGAUCAAAAGCUUACACGUAAUCAAUUGAAGGAGAAAUUAUUAAAGAUGAGUCAAACUCAUAAGCGUUCGCCUUACAAGCAAGCUCAAUUCGAUUUAAUAAACUAUUUAGAUCGAGAGAUUUUCAGCGUUUAUCUAUUGAAUCCAACCGAACUACCCAUGAACGAGAUAUUUUGUUAUAACGAUGGAAAUGCAGUUAAACAACAUAUCCGUGGUUCUGUAAGAGGAGCCAUACACAUGGGUUUGAACGAUCCGCAAAUGUACUUGCAGUGUGACUGUUGCAAAUUAGAAAACGAGGAUGCUAUUUUAACAACGUUGCCCGAUUUAAGUAUAAUUUAUAAGCUACAUUUGGAAUCCAAGAAGCUGAUUAAUAUGUACGACUGGUUACAGGCUUUUUCAACGAUUGUAGAUCCAAUUGAAGAUAUAGACGAGGAACGGGAUAUUGAUCCCAGAAUACAAGCACGUUUUACUCGUGCAGUAACCGAUUUGCAAUAUUUAGGUUUCAUCAAGACGUCUAGGAUAAAAACGGAUCAUGUUAAGCGAUUCACUUAAGCGAGGAUUUCAAUAAAAUAUCAUUUGUUCUC
Molecule: messenger RNA, 2240 nt
Organism: Polistes canadensis
Lineage: Eukaryota; Metazoa; Arthropoda; Insecta; Hymenoptera; Vespidae
Gene: Orc3
Product: origin recognition complex subunit 3
Exons: 13
Coding region: 220-2208 (662 amino acids)
Biological process (GO): DNA replication; DNA replication initiation
Cellular component (GO): nuclear pre-replicative complex; nuclear origin of replication recognition complex; DNA replication preinitiation complex
Molecular function (GO): DNA replication origin binding
Source: RefSeq, a predicted model, not a curated record